AUGGACUCCAGAACCUGGAUAUCAGACAACCUCUUAAGGCUGUCUGGUGCCUCGGAUUCUACCAUCGUAGACUUCAUAGCCGCGACCGCCAGCUCCACAAAGUCUUCUUCACAGCUACACGACAAGCUAUCAGGCUUCCUCGACGGUCCACCUGCCGACAUCCAGCGCUUCAGCGAAGAGCUUUUCCAGCGCGUGGGCAAGCGCUCAACCACGACGCCUUCCGAGAGCAAAACAGACAAGUCCAAGCAAAAUGGGUCACGGAAGAAGUACGCGCUGCUGGAUAUGGAGGAAGAUGCGGCCCUAGCGCCAGCGGUGCAACCGGAGCGCACAGAGAAGAGCGAGAAGAGGAAGAGUAGGCGGGAAAAGGAGGAUGGGCACAGCAAUGGGGACAGGAAGAGGGAGCGGAGCCAGGACGGUUACGACAGUCAUGACAGGCGCGAGCGCCGUUCGAAGAAGAUUCGUCGCAGGGAUGUCGACGACUCGCGGUGGGAAGACGAAGAGUACAUUGAGGAUGCUGAGGAAGAGCAGUUCCCAGAGCCUGCGUCCCCGAAGAGGGUGCGGCUCAACGACGGCUCCGCCUCACCAAGAUCGUCCGAAGAUGUCGAUACGGACCAAAAAGCGCGCAAAGCGUUCGAAGAACGACUCAAAGCGAAGGAUGACAAGGCCUCUAAGAAGAACAUCGCCGAGGCCCGCUCUUCUCGCGACGAGAAGCAUGAGAGAAUCGACGACAUCCGGCUUCGGUCACGGCAGGACUAUCUCAAGAAAAGAGAAGCCGAGAGGCUGGCUCUCUUGCGCAAGCAGGUGGCGGAUGAGGCCGACGAGGAGCGCAACAACUCUGAUCUUACUGAGGCGGAGAGGGCAGAAUUUGCGCGCAAUCGCGAAACACUCCGACUGGCAGAGGAGAGGCAAAGGGUGGACGAUCACAUAGAAGGCUAUGCGCUUCCGGAAGACUAUAUUACCGAGCAGGGCAAGAUCAACCGCAAGCGGAAAGAGGAGGCCCUGUACAAGCGCUACGUGGAGCGCGACGAGUAUGGCCGCGAGAAGUUUGUGACCGAGCAUGAGGAAUGGGAAAAAGAGCAGACGGCGAAAGCGAGAGCGCAGAUCUCGCGACCGGAAUUGGUAAACGAGGGCGACUACGACUAUGUAUUCGACGACCAGGCGCGAAUUCAGUUCAUAUCCGACGCUGCUCUACCAGGACAGCGCAAGGGCAUGACCAAGGAACAGCGCUUGUUUGAGCAACAGCUGUCAGCUGCGGAGCAGAAGGCAGCAAGUAUAGAGGAAACGAGAAGAAGCCUACCAAUGUACCAGUACAAGGAUCAGAUACUCGAAGCUGUCGCCCAAUUCCAAGUGCUCAUUAUUGUGGGCGAGACUGGCAGCGGCAAGACAACGCAGCUGCCUCAAUACUUGCACGAAGCAGGAUAUACGAAGGGCGGCCAGAAGAUCGGAUGCACACAACCUCGCCGAGUUGCAGCAAUGAGUGUCGCUGCGCGCGUCGCGGAAGAAAUGGGGGUCAAGUUAGGAAACGAAGUUGGGUAUUCCAUCCGCUUCGAGGAUCAGACAUCUGAGAAGACAAUCAUCAAGUACAUGACGGAUGGAAUGUUGCUACGAGAGUUCCUCACCGAGCCAGAGAUCAGCAACUACUCGGUUAUGAUCUUGGAUGAGGCUCACGAACGCAGCUUGAACACUGAUCUGCUCAUGGUUCUCCUGAAGGAGCUAACUCGGGCAAGGCCGGACCUAAAGUUACUGAUAUCUUCUGCUACCCUCGAUGCGCAGAAGUUUAGCAGGUACUUCGACGACGCCCCCAUAUUUAAUGUUCCUGGCCGUCGCUACGAUGUGGACAUCUACUACACCCCACAACCCGAAGCGAACUACCUCAACGCAGCCAUUACGACGAUUUUCCAGAUCCAUCUGUCGCAGCCGGACGGCGACAUCCUAGUGUUCCUUACAGGACAAGAGGAGAUAGAACUCGCAGAGCAGAAUCUACAGGACACGGCUCGAAAAUUGGGCAACAGGGUGAAGGAACUCAUCAUACGCCCGUUGUUCGCAUCGCUGGAUCAAGCGGAGCAAAACCGAGUUUUCGAGCCAACUCCUCCGAAUGCUCGCAAGGUCGUUCUUGCUACCAACAUCGCCGAGACCUCCAUUACCAUCGAUGGAAUCGUCUACGUUAUCGACUGCGGCCUCGUCAAGGAAAACGUGUACAACCCACGCACCGGUAUGGAAUCGCUGAUCGUCACCCCCUGCUCUCGCGCUGCUGCGAAUCAGCGCGCCGGUCGCGCCGGUCGAGUCAGGGCAGGCAAGGCGUUCCGUAUGUACACACGCCACGACUUCUACAAUGAUAUGGAUGAGAGCACCACUCCAGAAAUUCAACGGUCCAACCUCAACGGGGUGGUGCUACUUCUGAAAUCUCUAGGCAUCAACAAUCUCAUAGACUUUGACUUUAUGGACGCACCGCCAGCCGACACUCUAAUCCGUGCGCUAGAGAUGCUAUACGCACUUGGAGCGCUAAACGACCGCGGCGAGCUCACGAAGAUCGGGCGCCAGAUGGCCGAGUUCCCCGCAGAUCCCAUGCACGCAAAGGCUAUCCUGGCAGCCGAAAAGUACGGCUGCACCGAAGAAGUCCUAACCAUCAUCUCCAUGCUCGGCGAAUCCUCCGCGCUCUUCUUCCGGCCCAAAGACAAGAAGAUCCACGCCGACGCUGCGCGCAACCGCUUCACCCUGCAAGACGACAUGCUCACCCUGCUAAACAUCUACAACCAAGCUCUCGACACCGACUUCUCGGUGCAGUGGAUGCGCGAAAACUUCAUCCAGUCGCGCUCCCUGUCCCGCGCGCGCAACGUGAGAGAGCAGCUCCUCAAGCUCUGCGACAGGGUCGAAGUCACGCCCUCGUCCGUCGGCCAGAACGACUACGUCCCGGUCCAGAAGGCCAUCACGGCGGGCUUCUUCCCCAACGCGGCGAGGUUGCAACGCGGCGGGGACACGUACCGCACCGUGAGGAACGGGCUGACGGUGAAGCUGCAUCCGAGCUCGACGCUGAUGCAGACGAGGCCGAAGUGGGUCAUUUAUUCGGAGCUGGUGGCUACGAGCUCGGAGUUUCUGAGGAACUGUAUGGUCCUCGAGCCGGAGUUCUUGACGGAGGUGGCGCCGCAUUAUCAUAAGAGUAAGGAUUUGGACAUUGAUAAGAAGAUGCCGAAGGGGCAGGGCAUGGCAGGGGCAGGAAGUAAGCUGUGA
This is a messenger RNA of Coniosporium apollinis CBS 100218, 3228 nucleotides long. RefSeq lists its product as uncharacterized. Bases 1 to 3228 code for a protein of 1075 amino acids. The transcript has a single exon. Gene Ontology annotation, cellular component: intracellular anatomical structure; catalytic step 2 spliceosome. The record is from RefSeq and is a predicted model, not a curated record. Gene Ontology annotation, molecular function: RNA binding; ATP binding; ATP hydrolysis activity. Lineage: Eukaryota; Fungi; Ascomycota; Dothideomycetes.